AUGGAUGCAGGACUGCAGGCAGUGGCUGAGCUCGCCAGUGCCGAGUUAGUCAAGGUCGUCCACUUUGUCCGCCAUGCCCAGUCGGUCUACAAUGCGGCGCAGCAUUCGCCAGAGCCGCAUGAUCCCAUGGUCCACGAUGCACCGCUGACUGAGCACGGUCAGGCGCAAGCGACCGCCGCAGCAAAUGCUGAUCUGGCUGCUAUUGCCCCACCGCCGCUCAUCAUCGUCUCGCCGCUCUCGCGCGCCAUUCAGACAGCGCUGCUGGUCUUCCCGGACGCGCCCAUCGUCGCCACACGUCCGGCGCACCCGAACUGGGCCCACACUCGAGUGGUGCUCAAUGAUCUCGGCCGCGAAGCUGUCUCGGGCUCGGAUGACAUCGGAUCGCCGCCUCAUCUCCUUGCUGCUGCAUUUCCGGGCCUCGAUACCUCGUCGCUGCCUGGCCCGGUCUGGUGGUACACCGGGCCUGACGCAGACGACGGUGACGAUUGGGAAGCUUCGCGAGAGCGGUACCUAGCUGCUCCCUACGACGAGCCCGACGCGGUCUUUGCUUCUCGGAUGGAUGCUUGGCUGGCGUGGAUGAUGGACCAACCUGAGCCUGUCGCUGCCUCGGUCUCGCACUACCACGUCAUCUUCCAUCUCACGGGCUACUCGCUCGGCAACGCCCAGCUGCGGUCGACACUCGCGCUGGCCCGAGCGGGCAUGGCUUGCCCCCUCCGGCUUGUUGUCCGCCUUACCGAAGCUGACGAUAUCUUCGGCGGCAAGGCGGUUGCCUGGGCGCAUGUGCGCGGCGAGCUCUUCCUGGCGACCGGGCCGUAUCCGUGCGCCGCGCUUGAUGGGCUUCUGGAUGCGCUCGAGGCUGCUGACCCGCCUGCCGCCGCGUUGAUUACGAGUGCGGAGCGCGAGACUCUCAUUCUGCGGCUCGAGCCCGAGCCAUCGUACUCCGAGUCGGACUCGGACGAGUAGCCAGCGCGUUUACGCGCUCUGCAAGAACGAGGCGUACUCGUCGAUGUCGUAGUUGUACACCACCUUGCCGCCGUAGUCAACCUCAAGCUCGGAUGGCUCGAUGACCUCAGCGAUGGGUGCGUAGUCGGAACCGAGGAACGAGACCUUGGCCACGGUGUUCUUGUCGAUGAACGGGCGGACGGCACCCCAGAAGAUGUUGAAGA
Molecule: messenger RNA, 1166 nt
Organism: Thecamonas trahens ATCC 50062
Lineage: Eukaryota; Apusomonadida; Apusomonadidae
Product: phosphoglycerate mutase
Exons: 2
Coding region: 1-963 (320 amino acids)
Cellular component (GO): cytoplasm
Molecular function (GO): phosphatase activity
Source: RefSeq, a predicted model, not a curated record